CGCGCCGCCGCCCGGGGCGGGGGAGUCGCGGAGAGUGGAUGCCUAGCAGGCACCCACGGGGCAGAGACCAGCGGACGCCAUGGGCUGCUGCAGCUCUGCCGCGCAGAGUUCCAAGCGAGAGUGGAAGCCUUUGGAAGACCACAGCUGCACAGAUGUACCAUGGCUGCUCUUAUUCAUCCUCUUCUGCAUAGGAAUGGGUUUUAUCUGUGGCUUUUCAAUAGCUACAGGAGCAGCUGCAAGACUGCUUUCAGGAUAUGACAGUUAUGGAAAUAUUUGUGGACAGAAAAAUGUCAAGGUGGAGGGUAUAGUCAACAGUGGUCUGGACCUCACACACAAGAAGUAUGUAUUCUUCUUGGAUCCAUGCAACAUUGAUCUAGUACAUCAGAAGAUUAAGUCUAUUGCCUUGUGUGUAUCAGCUUGCCCAAGGAAAGAAUUGAAAACUCUGGCUGAUAUACAGAAGUUUGCAGAAACUAAUGGAUCCACUCUGUGUAGCUAUGAACUACAGCCAUCAGAAUAUACAACAGACCCAAGGGCUGCCAAGUUAUGUCCUAAAUAUCCUGUUCCAGAGAGUGCACCUAUUCCAUUCUUCCAUCGCUGUGCUCCUGUGAACAUUUCCUGCUAUGCCAAGUUUGCAGAGGCCCUGAUCACCUUUGUCAGUGACAGUAGUGUCUUACACAGGCUGAUUAGUGGAGUUAUGACCAGCAAAGAGAUUAUAAUGGGACUUUGCUUGUUAUCACUAGUGUUGUCCAUGAUUUUGAUGGUUAUAAUAAGGUACAUUUCAAGAGUACUUGUCUGGAUUUUAACAAUUCUUGUCAUUCUGGGAUCGCUUGGUGGUACUGGAGUCCUGUGGUGGCUCUAUGCUAAACAAAGAAUGUCCGCUGGUGCUCUUGAGACCCAAAUAGCCAAAGACAAUCUUCAGGCUCUCUUGAUCUAUGCCAUUGCAGCUACAGUCUUCACGGUUGUCUUGUUCUUGAUCAUGUUAAUUAUGCGCAAAAGAGUAGCUCUCACCAUUGCCUUGUUCCAUGUGGCUGGCAAGGUCUUCAUUCACCUGCCACUGUUAGUCUUCCAGCCAUUUUGGACAUUCUUUGUGCUUAUCCUCUUCUGGACAUACUGGAUCACUGUCCUGCUUUUUCUUGGUACUACAGGUAGUCCUGUCCCAAAUGAAGAAGGAUUUGUUGAAUUUCGGAUGGCAGGUCCUUUGAAAUACAUGUGGUGGUACCACGUAGUGGGACUCAUCUGGAUCAGCGAGUUUAUCCUAGCCUGUCAGCAGAUGACAGUAGCAGGGGCUGUUGUAACAUACUAUUUUACAAGGGAGAAAAGAAAUCUGCCAUUUACUCCUAUUCUGGCAUCUGUUAAUCGCCUUGUUUGUUACCAUCUAGGAACAGUAGCAAAAGGGUCUUUCAUUAUCACACUAGUGAAGAUACCACGAAUGAUUCUUAUGUAUAUUCAUACACAACUCAAAGGAAAGGAAAAUGCUUGUGCUCGCUGUAUGCUUAAAGCCUGCAUUUGCUGCCUUUGGUGUCUAGAGAAGUGCCUGACAUAUUUAAAUCAGAAUGCGUAUACAGCCACAGCUAUCAACAGCACCAAUUUCUGCACCUCAGCAAAGGAUGCCUUUGUUAUCCUAGUGGAAAACGCUUUGCGAGUGGCUGCCAUAAACACAGUUGGGGAUUUUAUGCUGUUUCUAGGAAAGGUCCUGAUUGUCUGCAGCACAGGUUUGGCUGGCAUUAUGUUGCUGAAUUACCAACGAGAUUACACCAUCUGGGUGCUGCCACUCAUCAUUGUCUGCCUCUUUGCAUUCCUGGUUGCUCACUGCUUCCUUUCCAUUUAUGAAAUGGUUGUUGAUGUCCUUUUCUUAUGUUUUGCCAUCGAUACAAAAUACAAUGAUGGUAGCCCUGGCAGGGAAUUCUACAUGGAUAAAGUUCUCAUGGAGUUUGUGGAGAACAGUAAGAAAUCUAUGAAAGAAGCUGGCCGGGGAGGUGGAGCUGAGGGCAGAGAGCUAAAACCAAUGGCCUCUGGAGCAAGUUCAUCUUGAAACUAGCCAGCCAUAUUGGAACCCAUUGACAUUCCAAAACAGUAUAUAUAUACAUAUAUACAUACAUACAUAUAUAUAUAUAUAUAUAUAAAUAAACAGCCAAAAUCAGAGAAAAGGAACAGGGAUUUAAAACUUUUUUUAACAAUUAUUUUUGUGAAACAUGUACUCUUUUCAUACGGGUGGCUUUUACAAGCAGCUUUAUCAUUGUUCCAUUUCUUAAGUUAUUUGUUGUGGUCAUGGAAAUGUUGAUUCUUAUCUGCUUGAUAUUUUAAAAUCUGGAAGAAGUAUCAUUGUAAAGAUAAUCUGAAAUCAUGACUGGGUUUAGAGACAGAUUUCCCAUGACACUGCUAAUCUGCUGAGAGUUUUACUUGUUUAAUUUCUUUAAAAUUUUCAUUAAAUUCAGGACAGUGACAUGUACAGAAAACCUUACAUCAAGAAAAGUUUCGAGUUUAUUUUUUCAAGAGGUUGUUUCAGCAAAAAUUUGUUCCGUUGAAAUGUGUUUGUAAGCAGUUAUUUUACUUUACAGCCCUGGCAGGGCACAGUUCUGUUUACCAGUAUCAGAUAUCACAAUAACCAACUCCUCAGGUAUUUAGGUGUGUGGGAGCCCUUGCAUCUCCUAUUAAACAGAACCUACAAAAUGGGGACAGAUAAUUUUUAUAUGCAAUUAACUUCCUGCUUACCCUACUUUUACCCCUCAUACCCAUUGCCCUCUAUCCUCCCCCUGAGUUCAGUAGCCUCCUUCACACUUCAGCAUUGUUUGUUUGAAGGGUAUGGAUUCUCCAUACAGGCAAGUGAAAUAACAGAUUUUUAAAGCUCAGUCUUAGCCAUACUCAUGAUUAAUUCAUGACUAGAUACAAAGAUGCUGAGGAUGGGAAGAGAAAUGAAUUGUACUGCUGUACAUAAAAAAGUACUGUAUGCUUCAUUUCAUCUAAUGAGAGAGCUCUGGGAGGUAAAAAGGAUCAUUCCUUGCCUGUUGCUUGAUCCAUAUUUGUACAUACUGUAGUGAGUGGCUAAAGCCAGAAAGGGCAGAGAAACAUUCCUUUGGAAGUGUAGCUCCCAGGAUAGUUAUCUGAAAUUAUUAAAGAGAACAUGCUGCUUUAUUAUUAUUAUAUACAUAAUAUACAUAAAUAUCUCUUCAGUCUGGAAGUUCACCAGAUAUGAAUGCUAAUAUUCAAUUAUUCAGCAUAGUGAAUUGGUAAAUGCAUAACUGUAUUUGCUAAGAAUUUAUGAUCCGUCUAUGCUAUAUAUUCCUUUUGUUAACAUUUUUUUAAGAAAACUAUUUUUGUUAUUGUAAAAUUAAUAUUUCAGAGCAGAAUUUUUAAACUUAUUGCACUAAAUACAAGCUGUCUACAAAUAAUGAUGCCUCAAUGGUUCAAUCACUCCAUUCCAGAAAAUCUUUUGAAAGAGUAAGAGCCUUUCUACAGAAGCUUUAUGAUGGAGUAGAGAGGUAUGUCUAGGUAAAGACAUGCACAACUUGUGUAAUCAAGGUUUAGUAAGUAAGCAGUUAACUGUGCUUCCUUUCAGACUAUACCAGACUUCUAAAUUGCUGCUGAAGGUUUAAAUAAUUAUUUAGUGUCAUUUAGCUAACUAGUGCUCUUAUCUUUUUUGGCAAUAGUAAAAUGUUUCACUUUUGCUUCCAGAAGUCAUUUGAUAACUUAAAUUUGUUACUUUUUUUCCCUGUAAGCCAGUUAAAACAAUUUACACUUUUCAUAUCACAGAACCCAAACUAUUUGAAUGGUACAAAAAUAAAGAUACAUUCAGAAAGGAUAGCUGUUGGGGAGGCAAAGAGACUUCUCCAGUCCUGGAAGCACUUACUCAUUUAAGUGAACC
Melozone crissalis (California towhee) is the source of this 3862-nucleotide messenger RNA. It is a transcript of the gene SLC44A1, whose product is annotated as solute carrier family 44 member 1. Gene Ontology annotation, biological process: transmembrane transport; choline transport. Gene Ontology annotation, molecular function: choline transmembrane transporter activity. The transcript has 16 exons. Gene Ontology annotation, cellular component: plasma membrane. NCBI's taxonomy places the organism in Eukaryota, Metazoa, Chordata, Aves, Passeriformes, Passerellidae. The record is from RefSeq and is a predicted model, not a curated record. Bases 80 to 2032 code for a protein of 650 amino acids.